UCAUUUUCAUUUGAAUUUCCGUAACAGAAAUAAAAUAAAAAUAUAAAACUCAAAUCACGCUUUUCUUGUUGAAAGCAAACAAACCAACGACACUAAAGCCAGGCGUAAAUCCGCCGCAACCACCCCAGUUUCUCUCCGACGGCGUCGGAGCUUCCGUUACCGUAACGACGAAGCUUGACUAGCGCCGCCGUAGGCUGAUUCCGUGCUUCCUUUUGAAUCGAAUCUCUUCACAGGGUUUUGAUGUCAAAUCCACUGAAAGAGCCAAGAGAGGAUACCUCAGGCUCGGUUCGUCACAUGAGGGAAGAUAAUGAAUACGUUCGCCUUGUUGUUGGGACCCCCCAUGAACCUUCUCCUCCUGAAACCGUGUUAGUGUCUCAAUCAGAGAUCCGGACUAGAAACUUGAUUUGGUGGUUUAAAGCUUUGGGGAUUUGUGCACUUGCUCUCGUCCUCACUCUUGUCUUCGCCAAAUGGGGAGUUCCAUUUGUAUUCCAAAAGGUUUUGAUUCCGAUUCUACAAUGGGAAGCAACUGCUUUUGGCCGUCCUAUGCUCGCCAUCGUCCUUGUUGUUUCCUUGGCUUUGUUCCCUGUCUUCUUGAUCCCUUCUGGUCCUUCCAUGUGGCUAGCUGGCAUGAUUUUCGGUUAUGGUCUCGGUUUCGUUAUUAUCAUGGUUGGAACCACCGUUGGCAUGGUUCUUCCUUACUUAAUCGGCCUUAUGUUUCGUGAUCGCCUCCACCAAUGGUUGAAAAGGUGGCCUCGUCAAGCCGCUGUUCUUAGAUUAGCAGCAGAAGGAAGCUGGUUCCAUCAGUUCAGAGUCGUGGCAAUCUUUCGUGUUUCUCCAUUCCCUUACACCAUUUUCAACUACGCCAUCGUUGUGACAAGCAUGAGGUUCUGGCCUUACUUGUUCGGUUCCAUAGCAGGAAUGAUACCUGAAGCUUUCAUCUACAUUUACAGCGGUCGAUUGAUCAGAACAUUCGCGGAUGUGCAAUACGGACAUCAACGUUUGACAACGGUAGAGAUAGUGUACAACGUAGUCUCCUUGAUCAUUGCGGUUGUGACGACUGUAGCUUUCACUGUGUACGCUAAAAGAGCUUUGAGAGAGCUUCAAAACGCAGAAGCUAACGAAGAUGAGGAAGUCCAGGCUAGAAAGCCAGGGAGAUUGGAGAUGAAGAACGUUGAAGAUAAUCACAGGCGUUUGGGUUCUUCUCAUGCAUUGCCCUAAAAGAUAUUAAAAAAUAGAUUUGUAUAAAGGUUAAGGUUGGUUUGUUAUUCAGCAGGAGUAAAGAGUAAAUAACAAAAAGGGGAAUCAAUAUCCGAAUAUGCAGUCUGAUGUUAGUAAACCAGGAAGACUAAUCAAAGGUUAAUAAUAGUGUUGCUGAUUUCACUUGUUGAAAUAGAUAAGAAGCAAUCAUUUUA
Molecule: messenger RNA, 1412 nt
Organism: Brassica oleracea var. oleracea
Lineage: Eukaryota; Viridiplantae; Streptophyta; Magnoliopsida; Brassicales; Brassicaceae
Exons: 5
Coding region: 241-1218 (325 amino acids)
Source: RefSeq, a predicted model, not a curated record